AUCUGCCAGCUUUGUCCUGGUCAGACUCCCAGUUUACAGAUGAUGCCUGAGGUGCUGCAGGUCAAGAGAAGAAACAGAUGGUGUGGUGUCGGAAGUACAGCAGCAGAAGGGAAAUGAAGUCAGGCUAUGACAUCUGGUGAAAGCUCUGAGUGACUCGGUGGAGCUCCGGUGUUUAGACUAUUUAUGGAAGAGAAGGAAGAAGCUCUGACUGCAAGAGGCCAGGGAAAGAGCAGUAGUAGGCGUGGGUCUCCUACAGAGCUGUCUUUUGGGUGAGAAAACUGCAUGAGGAGACAAAGACUGAGAUUAAUAUCAAAUUUAGGUAAAGGUGAUGAAGAGGAACUGGAACUGGUUUGGUGAACAAGRGCAGAAACGGCAGAAAACCCACAGRGAAUCCAAGGCAGGGAGUAAGGGAUUCUCUUUGGAAAAUGCCAAGCCGGAAGUUUGCUGAUGGCGAGGUGGUGAUGGGCCGUUGGCCAGGAAGUGUCCUGUACUAUGAAGUACAAGUGACCAGUUAUGAUGAUGUUGCUCAUCUUUAUACUGUGAAGUACAAAGAUGGCACUGAACUGGCAUUGAAAGAAAGUGAAUUAAGGUCGCAGUCAUCAUUCAAGCCCAGGAAGAGCCAGUCUUCUUCCAGUUCUCCUUCCAGAAGAAGUAGCAGCAGAUCUCGCUCUCGAUCCCGGUCUCCUGGUCGGCCAGCAAAAGGCAGACGUCGCUCUGCUUCCCAAAGCAGAGAACACAAAGAUGACAAAAAGAAAACCAUUCAAGAAACCAGCUUAGCUCUACUGAAGCCAAGUGAGAAUAACACCAAAAGGUACAAUGGUGAGCCUGAAAGCACAGAAAAAAAUGACACGUCCUGUAUCAUCUUGGAGCAAAAGUUAAAACCAGACCUGGAAGUCAAGCGUGUGCUUGAGCAGUACAGCUUGCGUUCAAGGAAAGAUGACAAGAAAAAAGAAGAGAUUUAUUCAGAGAAAAAGACUUUUUUGGCAGUAAAACCAGUUGAGAAAGUACCAUCAAAAACAAAGGAGCUGGAGUUUGGAGGAAGAAUUGGGUCCUUCAUGAUGAUACUUUUCCUGCCUGCUACUGUAUUAUAUUUGCUGUUGAUGUGCAAACAAGAUGACCCAAGUCUUCUGAACUUCCCUSCUCUCCCAGCACUUGAGAGUCUUUGGGAGGGGAGGGUGUUCGGUAUCUAUCUUCUGUGGUUUUUCCUUCAAGCUGUGUUCUACUUGCUGCCAGUUGGAAAGGUUGUAGAAGGCCUGCCCCUUUCCAAUGGAAGGAAACUGCAGUACCGGAUAAAUGGGUUUUAUGCUUUUAUUUUGACUGCUGCAGCUAUUGGAGCGCUGAUGUAUUUUCAGUUUGAACUUCAUUAUUUGUAUGAUCACUUCAUACAGUUUGCUGUGUCAGCUGCAGCUUUUUCUUUGGCACUGAGCAUUUAUCUGUAUGUUCGAUCCCUGAGAGCACCUGAGGAAGAAUUAGCACCAGGUGGAAAUUCUGGGUAUUUUAUUUAUGAUUUUUUUACUGGACAUGAAUUAAACCCUCGUAUUGGCAGUUUUGACCUCAAAUACUUCUGUGAGCUGCGUCCAGGACUGAUUGGCUGGGUUGUUAUAAACUUGGCAAUGCUCUUGGCUGAGAUGAAGAUUCACAAUCUCAGUAUGCCGUCCCUGUCCAUGAUACUUGUGAACAGCUUCCAGCUUCUGUAUGUAGUGGAUGCUCUUUGGAAUGAGGAAGCUAUUUUGACUACMAUGGAUAUUACCCAUGAUGGAUUUGGAUUCAUGUUGGCAUUUGGAGAUUUGGUGUGGGUUCCAUUUGUCUACAGUCUGCAGGCCUUCUACUUAGUGGGUCAUCCAACCACAAUCACUUGGCCUGUUGCUGCUGCAAUUACUGUUCUCAACUGUAUUGGGUAUUACAUAUUCCGUAGUUCGAAUUCUCAGAAAAACAAUUUCCGAAGGAAUCCAGCAGAUCCCAAAUUGGCCAAUCUUAAAUUUAUACCCACUGCAACUGGAAAAGGGCUUCUUGUCACCGGUUGGUGGGGUUUUGUUCGUCACCCAAAUUAUCUUGGUGACAUCAUCAUGGCUCUAGCAUGGUCCCUACCCUGUGGUUUUAAUCACAUUUUACCCUAUUUCUACGUGAUCUAUUUCAUCUGCUUGCUUGUUCAUCGAGAGGCUCGUGAUGAACACCAUUGUAAGCAAAAGUAUGGCUUGGCCUGGGAGAGGUAUUGCCAGCGUGUCCCGUACCGCAUUUUUCCUUACAUCUACUAGAGCACUCCAGAGGSCUGAUUUGCAAAUUAUUGCUACAGUUAGUUUCCCUGCAGAGAAAAAGAUACCUCUUACCUUUGCACUUGGUCAUUUGUUAUUUAGGCUUUUAAAAAAAAACCAAAACAAACAAAAYCCGACCAAACACUGGAGUGCGUCAAAGGUAUUAUUUACAAGUCAAACUUCAAGAUGUGAGUUAUGUGAACUGACUGUGACUUCAAUUUUAAAAAAAUUGUGAAUUUUCCAAAUUCUUUGAGCCCUAAUUUUUCAAGCUAAAUUUUAUCUAGAAUUCUGGGUUUACAUUUUUUAUUGCAUUUAAUUAAGCACUGUGAUGUAAAAUAUAUUAUUUUCUUAAUACAAUAAAUGCUGAAAUUCCAUCCAG
Messenger RNA from Malurus melanocephalus (red-backed fairy wren), 2631 nucleotides. RefSeq names its product lamin B receptor (gene LBR). NCBI's taxonomy places the organism in Eukaryota, Metazoa, Chordata, Aves, Passeriformes, Maluridae. The record is from RefSeq and is a predicted model, not a curated record. Gene Ontology annotation, molecular function: oxidoreductase activity, acting on the CH-CH group of donors, NAD or NADP as acceptor. Gene Ontology annotation, biological process: sterol biosynthetic process. The transcript has 14 exons. Gene Ontology annotation, cellular component: nuclear inner membrane. The coding region runs from base 426 to 2255 and encodes 609 amino acids.